Molecule: messenger RNA, 309 nt
Organism: Dothidotthia symphoricarpi CBS 119687
Lineage: Eukaryota; Fungi; Ascomycota; Dothideomycetes; Pleosporales; Dothidotthiaceae
Exons: 4
Coding region: 1-309 (102 amino acids)
Biological process (GO): mitochondrial electron transport, ubiquinol to cytochrome c
Source: RefSeq, a predicted model, not a curated record
AUGAGCCACCCCAUCGCCCCGCCCGUCCAGGGCAAGUCGAUUGCUGCUUUCAGCCAGCGCAGUCCGUACAAGGCUUACCGAAGCCCCUUUGGUCCUCAAUACAAGAUCGCAAAGAACUUCCACGGCAUCACCGCCAACACACUGAUGAAAGCCGGUAUACUUGCUGGCGGAUUCGGAGGCGUUGCUGGCUUCUUUGCGCUCUUCUUCUUCGCCGAGGUCCCCAAGGUGCGCGACGACAUUAUGCUCAAGAUCCCCGUUAUCAACAAAUACUUUAUCAAGGAGAUUGCGCCCGAGGACAACCCAUUUUAG